AUGGCCACACCAAUUGGGAAAGGUCAUCGUUCAUUGAACCUUACUCUGAGGAAAGAACUUAAUUUGUAUGCAAAUGUCAGGCCUUGUUACAGCCUUCCUGGAUAUAAAACUCGAUAUGAUGAUGUCAAUCUUAUCACUAUUCGUGAAAAUACAGAGGGGGAGUAUAGUGGACUUGAACAUCAAGUGGUGAGAGGUGUUGUUGAGAGCCUCAAGAUCAUAACCCGUCAGGCAAGCUUGAGGGUGGCUGAGUAUGCUUUCCAUUAUGCCAAAACCCAUGGAAGAGAGAGAGUGUCUGCGAUACACAAAGCAAACAUUAUGCAGAAAACUGAUGGUCUUUUUCUUAAGUGUUGUCGUGAGGUUGCUGAGAAGUACCCUGACAUAAAAUACGAGGAAGUCGUCAUUGAUAAUUGCUGUAUGAUGCUUGUGAAGAAUCCAGCACUUUUUGAUGUGCUAGUCAUGCCUAACCUCUAUGGUGAUAUUAUUAGUGACCUUUGUGCUGGGUUGAUAGGGGGUUUAGGAUUAACACCGAGUUGCAACAUUGGUGAGGGAGGCAUUGCCCUUGCUGAAGCUGUACAUGGUUCAGCACCUGAUAUUGCUGGAAAGAACUUGGCAAAUCCAACUGCUCUGCUUCUAAGUUCUGUUACAAUGCUACGCCAUUUAGAGCUCCAUGAUAAAGCUGAUCGGAUCCAAAAUGCAAUCCUCAGCACAAUUGCCGAGGGGAAGUUCCGAACAGCUGACCUUGGUGGCGCAUCGUCAACUUCCGACUUUACGAAGGCAAUCUGCGAUCAUCUUUGA
This is a messenger RNA of Prunus armeniaca (apricot), 795 nucleotides long. NCBI's taxonomy places the organism in Eukaryota, Viridiplantae, Streptophyta, Magnoliopsida, Rosales, Rosaceae. The record is from the annotation of a GenBank genome assembly.